Molecule: messenger RNA, 5504 nt
Organism: Marmota monax (woodchuck)
Lineage: Eukaryota; Metazoa; Chordata; Mammalia; Rodentia; Sciuridae
Product: sodium/potassium-transporting ATPase subunit alpha-4
Exons: 22
Coding region: 1-3096 (1031 amino acids)
Biological process (GO): proton transmembrane transport; intracellular potassium ion homeostasis; intracellular sodium ion homeostasis
Cellular component (GO): membrane
Molecular function (GO): P-type sodium:potassium-exchanging transporter activity; ATP hydrolysis activity; ATP binding
Source: RefSeq, a predicted model, not a curated record
AUGGGGUUCGGAGAGGAAAAAGGGACAAUGAGUUUUCGCGAGAGGACUCCAAGCCCAAGACCCAGAAUGAGGUUUAAAACUAGCAAGAAACCAAAAGUGAAAAGGAAAAAAAAGAAGAAAGAUUUAGAGGAACUGAAGAAGGAGGUGGUCAUGGAUGACCACACAUUAACCUUGGAAGAGCUGAGUGCCAAGUAUUCUGUGGACCUGAACAAAGGUCUUAGCCCCGAAAAAGCAAAGGAAAACCUGCUUCGAGAUGGACCCAACGCACUUACUCCUCCUGCCACCACUCCAGAAUGGGUCAAAUUCUGUAAACAGUUGUUUGGCGGCUUCUCUCUCCUGCUGUGGACUGGGGCCAUCCUCUGCUUCUUGGCCUAUUGCAUUCAGCUGUAUGCCCAUCAGGAACCUCCCAAAGAUAAUCUGUUCCUGGGCAUCGUGCUGUCUGUAGUGGUCAUCAUCACCGGCUGCUUCUCCUAUUAUCAGGAGGCCAAAAGCUCAAAGAUAAUGGAAUCUUUUAAGAACAUGGUGCCACAGCAAGCUCUGGUAAUUCGAGACGGAGAGAAGAUGCAAAUUGAUGUACAAGACGUGGUGGUGGGAGACCUGGUAGAGGUGAAAGGUGGAGACAGAAUCCCUGCUGACCUCCGGCUUAUCUCUUCACAAGGAUGCAAGGUGGACAAUUCCUCCCUGACUGGAGAGUCAGAGCCCCAAUCCCGCUCCCCUGACUUCACCCAUGAGAACCCUCUGGAGACACGAAAUAUCUGCUUCUUCUCCACCAACUGUGUAGAAGGAACAGCCCAGGGUAUUGUGAUUGCUACAGGAGACUCCACGGUGAUGGGCCGAAUCGCUACGCUAACAUCAGGCCUGGUGGUUGGCAAGACGCCCAUUGCUAGGGAGAUCGAACACUUCAUCCAUAUUAUCACGAUGGUGGCCAUCUUCCUCGGUGUCACUUUCUUUGGGCUCUCGCUUCUCUUGGGCUAUGACUGGCUGGAGGCUGUCAUUUUUCUCAUUGGCAUCAUUGUGGCCAAUGUGCCUGAGGGGCUGCUGGCCACUGUCACUGUGUGCUUGACCCUGACAGCCAAGCGCAUGGCACGGAAAAAUUGCCUAGUGAAGAACCUGGAGGCGGUAGAGACGCUGGGCUCCACGUCUACCAUCUGCUCGGACAAGACAGGCACCCUCACCCAGAACCGCAUGACCGUAGCCCACUUGUGGUUUGAUAACAACGUGCAUGAGGCUGACACCAAUGAAAGACAGUUUGGGGAAACAUUUGCCAAGGACUCUGAUACUUGGAUUAUCUUGGCCCAAAUCGCUGGCCUCUGCAAUCGGGCAGACUUUAAAGCUCAUCAAGAAACCCUGCCCAUAGCUCAGCGGGAAACAACAGGGGAUGCUUCUGAGUCAGCCCUCCUCAAGUUCAUCGAGCAGUCCUACGGCUCAGUGAAGGAGAUGAGAGAGAAGUACCCCAAAGUAGCAGAGAUUCCCUUUAAUUCUACCAACAAGUACCAGUUGUCCAUCCACCUUCGGGAGGACAGCUCCCAGGCCCACGUACUGAUGAUGAAAGGUGCUCCUGAGAAGAUCAUGGAGUUGUGCUCUACUUUCUUCCUGAAUGGCCAAGAGUACCCAAUAGAUGAUGAAAUGAGGACUGCUUUCCAAAAGGCCUACUUAGAACUGGGAGGCAUGGGGGAACGUGUGCUGGGGUUCUGCUUCUGCAACCUGCCUAACAGCUUCUCCAAGGGAUUCCAAUUUAAUACAGAUGAGAUAAAUUUUCCUAUGGACACUUUGUGUUUUGUGGGGCUCAUAUCCAUGAUUGACCCUCCCCGGGCAGCUGUUCCACAUGCUGUGAGCAAGUGUCGUAGUUCAGGGAUUAAGGUGAUCAUGGUAACAGGAGAUCAUCCCAUUACAGCCAAGGCCAUUGCCAAGGGUGUGGGCAUCAUCUCAGAAGGUGCAGAGACAGCAGAGGACAUUGCUGCCCGGCUUAACAUCCCCGUCAGCCAGGUGGAUACCAGGAAUGUCACAGCCAUAGUGGUCCAUGGCGCAGACCUAAAGAACAUGAACUCAGAACAGCUUGACAGGAUCCUCCAGAACCACCCGGAGAUCGUGUUUGCUCGGACCUCCCCUCAGCAGAAGCUCAACAUUGUGGAGGGUUGUCAGAGGCUGGGAGCCGUUGUGGCGGUGACAGGUGACGGGGUGAACGACUCCCCUGCGCUGAAGAAGGCUGACAUUGGCAUCGCCAUGGGCAUCACUGGCUCUGACGUCUCUAAGCAGGCGGCCGACAUGAUCCUGCUGGAUGACAACUUUGCCUCCAUCGUCACAGGCGUGGAAGAGGGCCGCCUCAUCUUUGACAACCUGAAGAAAUCCAUCGCGUACACCCUGACCAGCAACAUCCCUGAGAUCACCCCCUUCCUGCUGUUCAUCAUCCUCAGUAUUCCGCUACCACUAGGGACAAUAACCAUCCUCUGCAUUGACCUGGGCACUGAUAUGUUCCCAGCUAUCUCCUUGGCUUAUGAGACAGCGGAAAGUGACAUCAUGAAGAGGCACCCACGGAACCCAAAGACUGAUAAUCUGGUGAACCAUCGUCUCAUUGGCAUGGCCUAUGGACAGAUUGGGAUGAUCCAGGCUCUAGCAGGAUUCUUCACCUACUUUGUGAUCUUGGCCGAAAAUGGCUUUAAACCUUUUGAUCUGCUGGGUAUCCGCCUGAAAUGGGAUGAUCGCUCCGUAAAUGACCUGGAGGACAGCUACGGACAGCAGUGGACCUAUGAGCAGCGGAAGGUGGUGGAGUUCACAUGCCAGACGGCCUUCUUUGCCAGCAUCGUGGUUGUGCAGUGGGCUGACCUCAUCAUCUGCAAGACCCGCCACAACUCCGUCUUCCAGCAGGGCAUGAAAAACAAGGUUCUAAUAUUCGGGAUCCUGGAGGAGACACUCCUGGCCGCUUUUCUGUCCUACACUCCAGGCAUGGACGUGGCCCUGCGAAUGUACCCACUCAAGUUAGCCUGGUGGUUCUGCGCCCUCCCCUACAGCAUUCUUAUCUUCGCCUAUGACGAAAUCAGGAAACUCAUCAUCCGUCAAUGGCCUGGCGGCUGGCUGGAGAGGGAGACAUACUACUAAACUCAGAAGAAGACGACUUCACAUGAGGAGGCGUGUCUUGAAGCCCAAACUAUGAGUUUGACACAAUAUCUGAGCGAGCAUAUGAGUUGGGGGCUGAAGACACUGGGACAAAUUACCCUGGAUGAGAGAGAGAGCAAUCCUAGGCUGGACUGAGGGCAUUGUGGGGUGGGUUAGGGGAAUCCCAGCCUGCACCUGGCUGGAGCCCAGCAGGGAGGGACAUAGUCCUAUAGAAUCCAGGAGCCAGUCUAGAGAGUAAAUGUUUAGAACAGCUCUCACCAAACUGAAUGUGUUCCAUCUGAUUUUUGGGGAGUGGGAAUCCCUACAUCUUCAUGGUAACAGGGAAGGAUAGUCUGUAAGCAACCUAAGUUGAGGUUGGAAGGGGAUCCCUAGGGGCUGGCUCAGUUGGUGGAGUACCUGCCUCACAUGCACAAGGCCCUGUGUUCAAUCCCCAGCAUCACAAAAAGAAAGAAAAAGAAAAUGGCAGAAUCAAGCAUCCUUGCCCCUUGAGGGCUGUUAAGCACCCCCCUUUUAGAAUUGGAGAUUGAGCCCCGGGACUUGAGCAUUGGUAAGCCCUCUAUCACUGCAUCCCCAAUCCAUAUCCCCCAUCUUAACUCUCUGUCCCCUGGAGAGCAAGGGACUAGUAACUGCCCCCAAAAGUUUAGCUGUGAUCAGAGACUGGAAGAGGGAGGGUGAGAGGUGAUCAGCUGAGCUGCACUCUAUAAAGGGGGCCACGGAAUGCACACAUACCCCCAGGCCCACAGCUGGUGAGGCCACUCAUUUAGUUUCUGCCUUGGAUUUCCUCAAACUACAGACCAUAGAAUUGUAGCACUAGAAGAGUCUCAGCGGGGUGCAGUGACUUGCACCUGGAAUCCCAGCAAAUCGGGAGGCUGAGACAGGAAGAUCGCACGUUCAUGGCCAGCCUGGGCAACUUUGAGGUCCUGUCUCAAAAUAGAAAAGGACUGUGGCUAUAACUCAAUGGUAGAGUGCCCCUGGGUUCAACCCCCAGUACUUACUGAGAGGAAAAAAAUAAAUAAAUAAAGGGUUGGGUCCGCCCAGAAGUACACAGAGCAAGACAGAAAUGCUAAGAAAAGCUGGGGGGAACUAUCAGCUGUUACCAGAAACAAAACACAUGUAAUAAGUAACUGCAUUCUAGGCCUGGCACUGGGACAAAGGCUACACACACACCAUCAAUUAAUUCAAGCAAAUGUAGUCCUACCACACCAUUCCGUAGCUGAGGAAACCAAGGUCUGUCUGAUUCUAGAAGUUGUGCCUUUAACAACUCUUCAGCCUAGUCUUAUAGUAAGGGCUGGGCCGAAACAGAAAAACAAAACAUUAACAAAAUAGGAGAGUGAAGGAGGAGAGGUCGUGGGUGGAUCUGGAGGAUGAGGGACCAUGGGCUGGCAAAAAGAAGGCAAUCCCAGGGGACAGGGGUAGCCCACCUCCCUUCCCCUCCACCAACCCCUCCUCAGGCUCUCUCUUCCAAUACAAGGGUUCCUAGGGACAGGGCUGUGUCCGUCUGGGGUCCUUCCCUGGCUGCUGACAUGGCUGAACUAGACUCUGGAAGAUGGGAGGACCAGGAGGUAUGUGUGUGAGCUGGGGAGGGGGAGUGCAGAGGGGCUGGCUCCUCGGGUUUCAGUAGCAGGAGCUUUGGGUGUCUGGUGGGUUAAAAAUACAGAGGCCCCAACUCAGGGUCAUUUGAUACCAGCGGCUGAGGCGUGAUAAGUCCAAAGAGCCUGGAGGCAAGGGGCCUAGAGGGAAGGGGACUGAGGAGAAAAUAGAGAGCCCAGCAUCAGAGAGAGAGCCCGGGUGGCGGGUACAGGAGCCGGAAAGAGUAAGGGUAGAACUAGAGCCAAAAAGGGCAACCCCUAGGGAGCAGUGACUGCAGGAGAGGAUGAGGAGAAGGAGCAGGCCAGGGUCACCUCAUAGUCCUGUCUCACGCCCUUUUUGGGAGGAGGGGUGUGUGCAAAAGGUCCCAUUGAUCAUGGAAUAAGUCUAAUGUCCCAUUGUCUCUGUUCAAAUGUUUCCCCCUCCCCAGAAUGCUGCAGAAGUAAGAGAUCGAGGCCGGUCAUCAUCUGGGUCAUCUACUUCUGGGCAGGCCUGCCCAUUGCUCCCCACCAUCUUGGCUAGGGUUCUUGGCUCUAGCACGUCAGUUGCUCUCCUGGGAGAGCAGGAGGUGGAAUUCUGAGAUCUCUUCAGCUGUAAUGUGCCAUGCUUGAGCUAGAUUUGGCCUCUCCUGCUACCGUGACAGCUGUUCCUAUUGGACUCGGUCCUGCCAUGCUCUUGAGAUUUUCUGUGGCCUUCCUCACUUUGCUAUGUAAGGUCUGCCCCAUGGCAGUGGGCAAAAAUUAUCCUGCUAAUACAAUUCCAUGCCCUCGCCUAAAUGCAAAAUAAACGUGGUACUUCCAAAA